Messenger RNA from Ostrea edulis (European flat oyster), 3081 nucleotides. RefSeq lists its product as uncharacterized. The coding region runs from base 2028 to 3038 and encodes 336 amino acids. The record is from RefSeq and is a predicted model, not a curated record. The transcript has 4 exons. NCBI's taxonomy places the organism in Eukaryota, Metazoa, Mollusca, Bivalvia, Ostreida, Ostreidae.
GUACCACACACUGAGUAAUUUGCCUGACUGCACAAUUCAUGAAAAAUAUUAAAUUUCUAUUUUGCCAAAUGCAAUUUGAAUGACAAAUUGCACUAGCAAAAUGACACAUGACAAGCAUUAACAAUGAAAAAGAUGAAUUCCACCUCAUUAAACUACAAUUUGAAGAUACUGUCUGAGGGUUAAUUUUUUUAAAUCAGGGGAAUGUAGGUUAAGAAAUGUUACACUGAUAAAGUGAUGCAAUGCGCUGCUGAAUGUAUUGAUAACAUCAGAUACAAGAACCCCACCCUGCCUGAAUAAAGCCCUUUGCUGUGCACUUAUGUCUGGGUAACUAAUAGAUGCCCCCUUUGAUAUAGAAGCAGCCCCCCCCCCCUCCCCCCAUCCGAAAUGAAUGGGACUUAAGAGUCAGAUGAUUGAAUAUGUAAAAUAACAACUGUAAAGUCUUGUUCAAUAUGUAUGAAAAUCGGUAUUGGGUUAAGGGUUUUGAGUUCAGGUGUGAAAAGAAAACACUUUCUGCAUAAGUUUAUAUAAAGCAGAAUAAUUCUGCAAUGCUUGAAACAACAAUGCUGUAUCAUUUGAUCUUUAGACCUGAACAAUUGUCCCCAAGCCAGAUUGGACAGUUUUUGAAGUUGAUAUAAAAACUGAAAUAGUAUCCCAAGAUGCAGUAACAUGAUCAACACCUAAUCGGACUUAUCCCACCGCCUGGUUCACUCUAAGUCAUGUAAAAUUGUCCUUGUAAAGACAGACUGAAAUAGAGUUACCUCAUAAGUUGAAUAACAAAAUGAGGCAACAAAUGAAGGAUUUUUGACAACACAAUGAAAUGGGCUUUCUAAUAUCGUGAGAUAAUUAGAUUUGUUGUAACCCGCCAUUAACUUCAUCCACUGAAUUAGCAUUAUACUUGAGACAUUUGACUAAUGGAUGGAGAGCAUUGCACUUGAUACAGCUGUGGAAAAAUUUACAAUUUGGCUUGUUGCAAAUACCAUCAUAAUUGUACGCAUAACAUUUGCGCUGUACUUAUGGGCCUGGCUGACAACAUCCUUCAUUUUGGGAAGGGGAUUAUUGCAUGUAAAUCAUCCACAAUUCCGCAUCAACUGAUGCCCAGCAUAAGGAAGUGUUGUACGAUUUUUUUCAGCCGAAACUGAAUGUCAUAUUCCAACCAAUUACCUCUCAAUUUUUCAGCCCCCCCCCCCCUCUUGAUCAGUGUCAUAUAUCUAAACAGUGGGAUUGCUUGAGACUUCUAUUCUGUUAAGUAUAUUGAAACAAAUAUAGAAAAGGCAUCCAGCCAUUGUGAAACUUUUGAAACUUUUUGGUCUCUUUGUUUCGGUUUUACCUGGAAAAUCCCAUCCUCAAAUACCACUUGAUUCUGCUGAGUUGCAGUAGGAUCAUGAGAUAAAAGGGUUGCAAAAUUUACAAACUGAUUAUUAAAUACAAUGUAUUUUUUCCUCUACACUAAUAAAAGGAUUCGUCAAGUUAUCUUAAGGGUCAUAAUUGACCGUACCUGUACAAUUUACACCCGAAUCCUCGAUAGUUAAGGCAGUCAAUGUAGAUGGGCUCAAAGCAGGCUGGAUCACUACCAGUGUCUCCGUCUGCGUUGUAGUUUGCGUCACCGCCGGUGCUGUAGGCCUAUUUGGUAACAACAAUGGUGCCGCACUCUGCAUAACCACCGGAAUUGCACCUCAAAAGAUUGCCGGUCUCGAACCCUGCAUCACCCCCGGAGCUGCAUUUUGUGUCUCAUCCGGUUGCAAUAUGGCGGAGUUGGCACGAGUCACUGUUGCAGUUACUCGACGAUUUCUAGGACGGUACCCCUUUUACACUUGGGUGGAGUAAGGAAAUUCAUGUAAAGUGCCUUUCCCAAGGAAACAACGUCAGCCCUGCCGCGGCCAGAGGUCGAACCCACAACCUUUCAGUCGAUAGUCUGACGGUCUAACCACUCGUCCACCGACGCCACACGAUUAUCACUGACUUGUGUUGUAUUUCAGUACAUCGUGUAACAGGAAUCUCUAAACGCACCCAGACGUCUAACUCAAAUUAUGGUUGGAAGACGACUGCUUGAGGGAAAAAACAUAGCAAUUAUUGCACUCAUUAUGCUAGGAAUUUAUGGAACGCACUAUAAGUAUUUUAAAUCUUUUGGCUCUACUGAUCAGAACUUUGAAGUAGAAAACACAGCACGUUUUGUAGAGGCGUCUUUGUCAUCGAUGCCUACAUGCGACCUCCCGGAAACAUUUUUCCGAGUUGUAGAAAAGAUAACGGCCCCAACUCUAACUCAAGUCACGCCUAUUUUCCCUGAUAUUAGAACUGAUAAAUGUAGAGAUUCUGUCAAGUGGAAACCCAUACAACCCUUUACACCAAAUGAAGUGGCCCAGUACACUAACUGCAUAGCAAAAAAUAUCGACCCAAGUAAAGUAAACGUCAAAAGUAUGGAACUUUUUAAUUAUACUGUCAUUUAUUCAUUUUUCAAUUUUCUGAAGAAAAAAACUAAUGUUGCUAUUGUUGAAGUCGGAGGAUACGUUGGGAAUGAGCUAAAUAACCUUUUACCAGCUACUGGAGCUAAACAUUAUGUGGUUAUAGAGCCAGUUCCCAGUUUCUACAGGAAUCUGUCAGAAAGAAUAUCGACGCUUGAUGUGGACUCCGACGUGAAAGCGUACAAUUUCGGUCUCGGUAAACGUUACACGACAUUACUUGUCAAUAUUCGGGGAGAUGCAACGACAACCUCAAAAGGUGAUUUAAGGAACAAGACAGAGGUUAUCCAGAUAGUGAGUGUUCUAGACUUCGUCAUUCAACUAGGGAUCGGCUGUCGUUCAGUAGAUCUUAUGACGAUUAACUGCGAAGGUUGCGAAUUCGAUGUUUUGGAGACAUUAAUAUCUACUAAUCUUAUAGAGAACUUUAAUUACAUUCAAUUCCAACCGCAUUAUAAUGCUCCUAAUCUUGGAUAUUUUCCAUGUCGCUACUGUAGACUAAGUCAACUUUUGGCAAGAACACACGUAGCAGCUUACGAUUAUCCUCAAGUGUGGCAAGCGUGGAAGAGGAAAGAUAUCGAAUGAAGAAGUGAUUUGGUUUUAUUUAGAAUAAAUACAUUAUGCUGAA